Messenger RNA from Hyalella azteca, 3020 nucleotides. RefSeq names its product proteoglycan 4. The record is from RefSeq and is a predicted model, not a curated record. NCBI's taxonomy places the organism in Eukaryota, Metazoa, Arthropoda, Malacostraca, Amphipoda, Hyalellidae.
AAGUUCAUCAAGAAGUUCAUCCCGGGCUGGGUCCUUGGGGCGACGGGGGCUGGAUGGGGGAGUGGUAGACGGGGGCCGACUCACCCAUCACCGUAAGGAGUACACUUCCCCCGACCACACGGUACGCACGGUAGCCGACACCUACCAGUACGACUCCGGCGACACCAACCCCUCCGGCCAUUUCCAGAAGAAAGUGGUCAAGUCGACUUAUUCAUCCUACAACGUGGACGGCGGCCUGACGUCCGAACUAGACUCCCUGCGACGCGGUCCUACGGAGAUGGAGAUGGAGCGAGCGCUGUCCCAGGAGUCCCGAAACAUCCUCGAGUCUAACAAGUUCUCAUCGAGGUCCACUGAAAACAGCAAAGGUCGAGACGGCCGUUCACUCUCCAAUGGACAUUACGACGACGACAUGAUCAUCAACGACGAGAAGGGCGGUGAAGUACGUCGCAUAGUCUGGCGUAACCGCUACGAGAAGACCUACGAGACUACAGACUCCUCCACCCCUACCAUCAGCAUAGAGAAGGACGCACAAAACAGGCGCUACAUGUCCUCUGAUGUCACUGAGGCCAACACCAUCAGUAGCCUCACCCGUCCUCACGUGCCUCCUCAGCGAGGCUCAGUGUCUCCCAAACAACUGACUUUGCAGUACGCAGUUUACUGGCCAGGAAGUCCUGGAAUCUCGCCCGGAGGCCAGUCCUGGGCAGAGCCCGUGCCUCUGCCAACGCCCCCGCAAAUUUCCCCUAACCGGGAGCCCGGAGUCGCCUACAUAUACAACUACGGUAGCCACGGAGGCUCAACUGUCCAGCCCCUGCCACCUCUGAAUUACGUGGCUGUGGCACCCCCUACAGGCGACGGUGCUCCGUCACCCACGCCUUCUAACCCUACAGGCCAGCCCGUAAUAUAUCACUAUUCCUACCAUUACACCAUCCAGCCCGGGCAACCGCUCCCAGACGGAGCACACCCGCCUAGUUCCCCCCCUACUUUGCAGAUUGCUCCCCCACCCGCCAGCGGGUACAGUGCCAACUCCACCAACGUCAACAAGACGACCAUCAACGAGGUGCAUCACCACACCACCAGCCGGGACACUAGGCAUCACGUCACCACGAACAAAGUCAUCCACGAACCACCGCUCGGGUACCUUGAUGAUGGCAAGCCUGACUAUCCUGGUAAUGGAAGACCUGGGUAUCCAAGGGACGGACAGCCUGGGUAUCCCAGGGACGGACAGCCUGGGUAUCCCAGGGACGGACAGCCUGGGUAUCCUAGGGACGGACAGCCUGGCUAUCCUGGUGACAGAAAGCCUCCUGCUGAUGGCAAACCAGGCUCAUCCUCCAUCAACUACUCAGUGAACUCUUCGACAAACUACGUAACAGAGACGCACCACCACCCCUUCCCAACAGGUCCAGGAGAUAAGGGUCCUAGGGAACCCCCAUACGACGACCGCGACCCUCCUCUUCGACCUAACGACCCCAGUCGCAACAUUACGAUCAACAUCAAUAAAACAACGACACAUACGACUCGCACCACACGAGAUGGCGACUACCCGUCGGGGGGCGAUCAGCCCCUGACGUCGACGCCGUAUCGUGGCCGUUCGCGCUCCCCGGACCGACGGUAUCCUUCGGAGCCGAGGUAUCCUUCGGGACCGUCAGACUCCCUGGAACGCGUGCGUAGGGUCAGGGAGCCGGGGUUGCCUUUCCCCGACACUUCCCCUGUACGGCCUGUGGGUGAACAGCGACUUCCACGCAGAGUCGAUGACCUGCUUAACGAAUUCCCCGUAAAGAAUGGAGGGCCACACCGAACCGGUUACAAUGCACACCCGGACUCUGAACCACUUCUGUCCACUCAGACCCGACAUGUCCGGGAUGAAAUCAUCAUCCCGCCCCCCGAACGCAACGAAAUCAACACCGUGAGUCCGGCCAAGCUGCGGGAGGAGCGCGAGAAGACCAAGAACAUCGCGGGGCCCCCCGUGUACUACCCCCCAGGGCAUGAGGCCUUCGCUGAGUCCAUGCAUACGAUGACGCUGAAGGAGGAAGGGCGUCGUGGCAAGGCGAAGUGGCGGCGGGAGGCGGCGUCAGGCUACAAGGAGAGCUCCUCGCACUCCGAGAGCAAGGGAGACAUGAAGGUGGUGCCCCUGUGCCUGCCUCUCUGUGGGGGCUUUGCCUGCACCAUCAUGUAGAGUGGCCAGCAUGUAGAGUGGUCAUCAUGUGGAGUGGCCACUAUGUAGAGUGGUCAGCGUGUAGAGUGGCCAUCAUAGUGGUCGUCAUCUGGAGUGGCCACUUUGUUGAGUGGUCGUCAUGUGGAGUGCGAAUGUAGAGUGGCCAUCAUGUGGAGUGAUCGUCAUGUGGAGUACGAUCAUGUAGAAUGGCCAUCGUGUAGAGUGGUCGUCAUGUGGAGUGGUCGUCAUGUAGAUUGGCCACUAUGUUGAGUGGUCGUCAUGUGGAGUGCGAUCAUGGAGAGUGCGACGUGACCACCAUGUAACCAUCUUGAAUAAUCAUUGCAGUAUCAUGUUAUCUUGUCAUCAUGCCGAGGGCUUCCAUGUAACCACCUUGAACUGUACCAUCAUGUAAUCAUGUCACCAAGCAACAAUAAGAUUUGAUGGUGUAAGUUAACAGAAUUAUGUAUUAAUUAAUAUGUAUUAAUUAAUUAUGUAUUGCUGUCUAACAGACGACCUUUGGACGGUCAACAUGCAAAUGUCUAUCAAAUAGAAGAUGCUUAUUAAGUUAUAUAUAUCAUCAUGCGACGUACGAGCGGAACGAAAUUACAUCGUCGUAGCAGAGGGUAAAUUUUUCUGUCUGUCUUCCCUCAAAUUAAUAAAAUUUUUAUUAAUUGAGUUCUUCUUGAUGAACUCGUUUUAUAAGGACAAAAAAAAUUCAAUGGUAAUAAAUAAUUCGCGUCUAACAUCUGUCUCAUGCUUUGCAAUUCUGUCCAUUGUUCAUCAAUAUUUUUGGUCUCUUGAAUAAACGUUCAGGAAUUAACACUUUAUUUUGUAUUUUUUUUUGUUGCUUUCUAAAAACUAUGUUAUU